CGUAUUAGUAUUAUAGAUGAUCGAAAUUUGACGGGUUCCGAAACCCUAAUCUGGAGCCCCUUCCCUUCGUUCCUUCGUCUCUUCCUCUGAGAGAAUCUUCAUGUAGUUGACGAUGAAGGCGGUGACAGGAACCGUGGUCUCCUCGAAGCCCAUCUCCCUCUCGAAGGCCGCCGCGGUGCUUUCCCGCUUCGCCGCCAACGAAAACGAUGCCCGCCCGGAGGUCGCCGCUUUCGUCCGCCGCGCCUCCGCCGCCUUCGACGAACUCGUUCUCUUCCACCGCGAGGUACGCGCCGCACUUAGGCGCCCCGAGGAGAGAGGAGAGGAGGGCGAGUGGAAGAAGAAGAAAAGGAAAAGGAGCAGAGACGAAGAUAAAGCUGAAGCUGGCGAUGAUGUCGGGCGAAACCCAUAUUUGAUGAAUGGGAAUGCAGAUCUUGGAAGCGAUGGGGAGAAUAAGAAAAAGAAGAGGAGGAGGGCGGAUGCGGAUGACAGAACGGAACUUGUUCUGGAGACGCCGAAGAAUUUGGUGGGAAAUGUCCGGCAUUACGAAGAUGCUGCAAAGUUAGUAGAUGGGAGGAAUAAGAAGAAACUGAAAGUUGGAACUGAGAAAAUGAGCAAUCUUAACAGAAUAGGUGAAUCGGAACCAGAGUUCCAAGAAGAAAGCCUUAGGAAUAGGAAGAAGAAAGACAAGAAGCAUAAAAGGGAUCCAAAGGAAGUCAGUUUGGAAGUUGCAGUAAAAAAACCGAAAUAAGUUGCGCAUCGAAGAAGAACUUGGGCGAAUAGGGGAGCAAAAAGAGCAGAUCACAAAGAAAAAGAAAGAUUAACAGAAUGGAAGAUCAGCAAACAACUAGCUUUUCCAAGAGUUGGAGUUUCAUGACAAGUGGAAUCUUUAAGGUGUGUGGCCACAUUGUUCUAACCUAAUAUUUUUGAUAACACGCAUUGAAUAUCUAAAGUUUUGAGGUAACAUCUUAUUGACAAUAGAAUAAUUUGCAUGAGAUGUUAACUUGCCACUUCAAUAUCAAACAUUGCCUUUAAUGUGACUUA
Molecule: messenger RNA, 1041 nt
Organism: Zingiber officinale
Lineage: Eukaryota; Viridiplantae; Streptophyta; Magnoliopsida; Zingiberales; Zingiberaceae
Exons: 1
Coding region: 113-748 (211 amino acids)
Source: RefSeq, a predicted model, not a curated record